UGCUUGGUGAAAAGAAAAGAAAAGAAAAGAAAAGAAAAAACUGUGGCUCUCAAGCCUGAUCUGUUCCUCCACCUCCACCACCCUCCUGUUGGUGUUGCCUUGGGUUUUGGGGGAUCCCCUCGUCGCCUCUUCUUCCUCCUCCCUCACAGGUCGCAACGCCGGACUUACCUACAAAAUCCACUCCAAUUACCCGCCGAUCUUUGUCCGGCCCGCGCACCCCCAGGCUAGGACCUCGCCUCACCUUUGCUUGGUUCGGGAUGGGAGCACAGAUUUAGCUGUUUCCAUCGGCGGCUGCGUUCGAUCUUGCGGUGCAUCGGCGAGAUGAUUUGAAUUGUGAUCUGGAAAUGGAGCCGUCGGAUCUGAACACCCACCUGCCACCGCGGAAGCGGCUGCUGGCCGGGCUCAGGACGGCGGCCACCGCCUGCGACGCUGCCGACCCCCUCCCGUCCCCGCUCGCCUCCGGCGAUCUCGCCGCCCGCCUCCGCGAGAUGGCGCUCGCCGCCAACGCCUCGGGCUCCUCGCCAGAGGAAAUGAUCGAGGCUGCGAGGGCGGCUGCUGAAGCCGCUGCCGAUGCGGCCGCGGCCGCCCGCGCCGCCGCCGCGGAGAAGGCGGCCGUGGCCGCCAAGGCUAGGGCAGCUGCGCGGGCUGCUAUGGAGUUCCUCGACUCCUUUUCCAGGACCGGCGCGUCCAGGAAUGGCCUCCAGUUCAAGGUCAAGUCGAGGAAGAAGCAUGUCCAGGUCAAGAUGUUGUACAGGCCCAAUGGAACCCUGGGGGAUGCUCCCAAGCCUAGGAGACGCAAGCAGUCCGACGAAGAGAUCGCACGCAAUUUGCACCGUGCCAUGAAUAGCUCGCCAAGGAUCUCUCACACUGGACCACCCAAGAGACCUCGUGGCACCGUUGGUGAUGGCAAAGACGGAGCUGCCCCCGGUGAUGGUAACGGUGAGGGUGGCGGCAAUGCUUGCAAUGGUUCUUCAACUCAUGCGCCAAUUGAGGCUGGUGGCGGCUUACCUAAUGGAUGCUCUGAGGGGAAAUCUAGUGAGACAACUGUUCCAUUGUUCAAGCAUGAGGAUCGUGGCGAUGACCCAUCUAAGCAUGCUGCGAAGAGUAGCGGCAAUGCUGCUGAUAACGGGGUUGGGGCUGGAAACUUGAGCGCCGGCCGAAAAGUGAAGAUCAGGAGGAAGGAACUCCUCCUGAACCAACAUAACAAUAAAGAAACAGAAGAGCCCAGAGAAACAGAACCCUCUGUACAAGUGCAACCUAUAGGACAGGAUGAAUCAAAGUUGAAUGGAAAUGGAACAGAAAAGCAUGGGAGUCCAACAUAUGCAAAGGCCCCAGGUGAUGGUGUGGCGCCGAUGAAGAUUACAUCUGUAUGGAAGUUCAAGAAGUUAAAAACGUCACACUGUUCCUCUGAUAGCAAGGUGUUGCACAACGUGUGCUCCUCUCCUACAGCAGCCGAAACUUCAGCUUCGGUGAAAGCUGAUUAGUGAGAAAAGGAAGCCGGACGAUGGCCUAUGGCUCCUUGUUUGCUGCUGAUUCUGCUCUUGAGACUUGAGACGGAAGAGUUAGUUGGUCUGUUGACCUAAGUCCUGGCUGGGUGAAACUUGAAAGCAUGCACCUCCGUAGCAGGGAAAGUGUUUUGACUGACCAUGCAACGCAUGUGUUGGGCUUGUCCAAUCAAAAUCCCUAGCCAUGCAUGUGUAUUCAAGUUGGUUUUAAGAGAAGCAUAUAUACCUGCGCGUGCAUGCAUG
This is a messenger RNA of Panicum hallii, 1748 nucleotides long. Its product is annotated as translation initiation factor IF-2-like. The record is from RefSeq and is a predicted model, not a curated record. Bases 345 to 1484 code for a protein of 379 amino acids. Lineage: Eukaryota; Viridiplantae; Streptophyta; Magnoliopsida; Poales; Poaceae. The transcript has 3 exons.